AUGGCAGCGGGAGCACUCUCAUUCGCUCUCCCGAGCUCGACACCCGCUGAGAGACCGUAUACGAAUUUGAUCAAUUCCACUCAAUUCGCAAGGAAUAACUUUCGACCUAAGAAAAGAGUAUGGAGAAGGACAAUUUCACCUCAAGAAACGCCGACGGUUUUGAGAAGAAAUUUGAAGCAAUAUUGGAAACAUGACGAUUUCCGACACCCACAAUUGGAGAUAUGCAUUGAUGCCAUGAGAGGAUGCGAUUUGAUCGUUGUUGCACCCACAGGGCUGGGAAAGUCUCUCUGUUUUCAACUUCCCGCUAUAACGAUCGAACAUGGUGUGACAAUAGUCAUCUCUCCUUUACUCUCGUUGAUGGAAGAUCAAGUGAAUCAUUUGACGGAAAUGGGGAUUAAGGCAGCCAUGUUGAAGGAGGGUAUCGAAGAUUCUGCCUUGAAAGAGAUUCGUCGUCAAAUGUCAUUGGGUCACCCAGAAAUUCGGCUCCUAUACAUAACACCGGAAAGUUUAUUCAGCCCGAGACACAGGACCAUGUUUGAUAUUGCUUACAGGCAGAAGCAAAUGGCUAGACUAGUGAUAGAUGAGGCGCAUGUUAUUUCUGAGUGGGGACUAGAUUUUAGACCUAAAUACCGCGACCUCGGAAACUUCUUGAAACAGUAUCGAGGACUUCCAGUAACUGCUCUCACUGCAUCUGCCACGCAUGAAGUCCGAAGCGAUAUCGUCCGUAGUCUGGGUAUCAAGAAAGGGUACGGGCAAUGGGUCAUGCCGUUUAAUAGGCGGAAUUUGUUUUACGAAGUUCGCUAUCAAGGACGGGGUAGCUACGAGGAUGACGAAGAAUUGGAAGAUCAGAAAAGUACUGUAGAGGAGAUCGCGGACUGGAUAGAAGCUUUCAGACCCAAAGCUCGCGCAAAAAAUGUUUCCAACGGGAUUAAUAGACCUUGCGUUACGGGAAUCGUUUACUGCAGAAAGACGAAAGACUGCGAGGAUGUAGCAUGUUUCUUACGAGACAGAGGAGUCAAAGCUCAACCUUACUAUAAAGCCUUGAACGCGAGUAAUCCUGUUACUUUGGCUGCUUGGAAUGAAGGCAAAGUAGAGUGUAUAGUAGCUACCAUCGCGUUUGGGAUGGGUAUCGAUCAGCCUAGUGUCCGAUAUGUCAUCCACUAUGAUAUGCCGAAGAGUUUUGAAGGCUUUUACCAGGAGACAGGAAGAGCGGGGCGAGACAAUCACUCCUCGCAUUGCCUCAUCUUCUACUCUCGAGAAGACGCUAAAAAGGUUCGUUGGAAUCACGAGAUCAAUGAACAGAAAAAGAAAAAGCAAGCUCUUGUGGAAGAUUCGGAAGAUACCUUGUCCCCGAUAAACAGCUUCAAGUCGCUCCAACAUUUCCUUGAAAACGCAGGACAAUGUCGACAUGUAGGAAUAUGCGAUUACUUUGGAGAGAAGAUUGAUUUUCGUGACCCGUCUGUCAAGCUAGCGUAUUGUGAAGGAAUGUGCGAUGUCUGUAAAGACUCCAAUAAAGUUCGACUUGCGGCACUGCGACUUUCGGAGGGUGUCGACAUUGCCUCUCAACCUGAAGAAGUACCGGUCCAGCUUCCUCCUCUUCCGUCAGCAGAUCCGUUAGACGUAAUUUCAGAGGAGGAAUCGAUAUCUGAUUCUCUAUUGAGAUUCGACAACAUUUCAGAUGGAUUUGAAUUCAGUGAUAAUGAUGAUCACUCUCCAAUCUUGGAAAAACCGGAACCUCUGUUCAAUCCUGUCUCACCAACUUCUCUCCCUCCUACUCCUCCAGUUCAAGAACCUCCUCCCGAUCUGCUCGCAUCCGUGCCGGUGGCGGAUCCUUCCUCCGCAGAUCGCAAUCCAUUCCUGCAUAUCACUUCAGUAAUCACUGCUGUCUUGGAUAGUCCCUUGGUCCCGACUAGUUCCAAAAGCUCAGCACCAUCUUCAGCGACCAAAACGUCCCUAUCUCCAAGUUCGAAAUCCAGUGCUCGACCAGAAAUCCCAGUAUCAUUGACUCCGAAACUCAAGCGAGACUUAUCCGCUGAAUUUCUUCGACCAAUCCCGGAAAGAGUCUUUCAACCCAUCAGACGAAGGGAUGUGAGCGAAUAUACCACCCCUGGUAGAGCAGUUGCUGGACCUGGUCCUAGUACGGUUUCCUUCACAGAAGCCACUACCAGAAGAAGGGAGUUUUCGCCCGCUAAAAGACAUACUGAGCAUGAUGUGACGACUCCUGUAAGAGGUGUGAGAUACGUUGAAGACUCAGAAGAAGGUACUGCAUCAGAAUUAAAGUUGACAAGGGAACAAAGGAUAAAAGCGGAAAGAAUGUUGAACAGCGUCGAACCGAUAAGAGGCAGUGGUCCAUUCGCGUGUUAUAAUCAGUCACCUACUGCACAAAAACUCCGAAAGAUUUCAGCAUCGUCAUCAAGAACAAGUUUUAAACCUCCGAUAGCUAAAUCACCGAAUAAAGUGAGAUGCGAUUUGAUUCAGAAAUCCGCUAGAGAAGCUGGAGUCAAAGAGAUGACAGCCGCAAUGAUGGCUUCUCUCGCCAAAGGUGAGAUGGCGAAAAAGCUCCUCAAAGGUUGGGGCAGAGAUGAAACGGGGAAAGACAGAGGGAGGCUUUUAGUUGGUGUAGUCAGAACGUUAGAGCAUGAAAUCGCAGACCAGUCCAGGAAUGAUCCUUCAGCAUAUAAAACACGAAUCAAGCAAUUCAAAAAUGCCACUAAAGCAUUACGAUCUCCCGAAGCUGUUGAUUUGAUAUCCAAAGGAAGACUAGAGGAAUUGGAUGACGGAACGCCCGAAGUAAGCCAGUUGAGAGCAUUGGAGAGCUGCAUGAGAGCCUGGGUAGAGGAGACGGACUAA
Kwoniella shivajii is the source of this 2850-nucleotide messenger RNA. RefSeq lists its product as uncharacterized. Bases 1 to 2850 code for a protein of 949 amino acids. The record is from RefSeq and is a predicted model, not a curated record. Gene Ontology annotation, biological process: double-strand break repair via homologous recombination. The transcript has 22 exons. NCBI's taxonomy places the organism in Eukaryota, Fungi, Basidiomycota, Tremellomycetes, Tremellales, Cryptococcaceae. Gene Ontology annotation, molecular function: ATP binding; nucleic acid binding; 3'-5' DNA helicase activity. Gene Ontology annotation, cellular component: nucleus; cytoplasm; chromosome.